Messenger RNA from Condylura cristata (star-nosed mole), 2440 nucleotides. RefSeq names its product eukaryotic translation initiation factor 2-alpha kinase 2 (gene EIF2AK2). Gene Ontology annotation, biological process: protein phosphorylation. The record is from RefSeq and is a predicted model, not a curated record. The transcript is spliced from 17 exons. Lineage: Eukaryota; Metazoa; Chordata; Mammalia; Eulipotyphla; Talpidae. Bases 386 to 1966 code for a protein of 526 amino acids. Gene Ontology annotation, molecular function: protein kinase activity; ATP binding.
AUUUCGCGCGAUCUAGGAAACCGCGCGGACUGGUGCGGGAGUGAGGCGGCGGGACGCAGCUAAAGGCGGAGUCGGCUGGGAAAACGAAACUGAGACCAAGUCAGACCCGGGCAACACCAGAGCCGGGCAGCGGCAGCUGGUGAGCUGCACCGUCGGGCGCGGGUGGACGCGGGACUCUGCGGGGCCCCUGACCCUAGACUUUGCCAAAUCAGGAACGCUACCCGGAGGCCUGUCGGGGAACUGGGAAAGGAACGUGCCAUUUUUGCUCCUCGCAAAGAAUUUUUAACAGAGCCAGUAAGGAAUAACCCAAGCCGGGCUGGAGGACUGAGAAUCCAGUAGAAAACUGGUGUCCUAUGACUUGGCGGACAGAUUAGUGGAAGAAGAAAUGGAUGACAAUACUCCAGGUUUCUACAUAGCAGAACUUAAUACAUACCGUCAGAAGAACAACGUAAAAGAAUUUCAGUACUUUGAACUGUCAAAGACAGGACCUCCACAUGAUGCAAGGUUUAAAGUUCAAGUUAUUAUAAAUGGUAGAAAAUUUCCAGUAGCAGAAGGUAAAUCAAAGAAGGAAGCAAAAAACGCUGCGGCCAAACUUGCUCUUAAGACUCUUAAUGAUGAAAAUAAGACAGAGACGACGACAGAUACCCCAAUAGGGUCGCAAAAUUACAUAGGGCUUGUUAAUAGCAUUGCCCAGAAGAAAAACCUGCCUAUAAAUUUUGAAUAUUAUGAACUGAAGGACUCUGAGUACAGAUUUCACUGUAGAUGGAAAAUUGGACAGAAAGAAUACCGUACUGCUUCAGGUUCUACUAAACAGGAAGCAAAACAUUUAGCUGCUAAAUAUGCAUAUAGGCAGAUAAUAUCAGAAGAAACCCCACUGAAAACUGACCCAGCCUUUCCUGGUUCUCCCUCUCCUCUGUCCAGUGGCCAUGGAAGCAACUCUCUUUCUUCUGAGACAUCAGUUCAAGGUGAUUCCCCCGGAAGUACGUCAGAACGAAAUGACAGUGACAGUUUGAACAGCUCUUUCUCAUCUGCUUCGGACAGUAUCCUGAAUAAAAACCAGACUACUAAAAGGAGAUUAGCACCUACAUUUGACAUUCGUCUGAUAGAAGAAAAUAAAUAUACUGUGGACGCCAGGUUUACCAAAGAUUUUACAGAUAUAGAAUACAUUGACUCCGGUGGAUAUAGCCAAGUUUUCAAAGCAAGACAUAAAAUUGAUGACAAGAUUUAUGUUAUAAAACGUGUUAGAUAUAAUCGUCGGGAAGUGGAGCGUGAGGUGAAAGCUUUGGCCAUGUUUGAACAUCCAAAUAUUGUUCAUUACUAUGGUUGCUGGGAUGGAUUGGAUUAUGAUCCUAAGAAUAGCAUAAAUGAUUCAAGCCCCAAAAUUAAGUGCCUUUUCAUCCAGAUGGAAUUCUGUGGUCAAGGGACAUUGGAGGACUGGAUUAAUGGAAGAAGAGGCAAGGAACCAGACAAAUCUCUAGCUUUGGAAUUUUUUAGACAAAUAACAACAGGAGUGGAUUAUAUUCAUAAAAAAGGAUUUAUUCAUAGAGACCUUAAGCCAAGUAACAUAUUUUUAGUAGAUGCAAAACAAAUAAAGAUUGGAGACUUUGGACUUGUGACAUCCCUGGAAAAUGAUGGACCACGAACAGGGAAGAGAGGAACAUGGCGAUACAUGAGUCCAGAGCAGAUAUCUUCCACAAAGAAGUAUGGAAACGAAGUGGACAUUUAUACUUUGGGGCUAAUUCUUGCAGAACUUCUUCACAUAUGUGCCACUGCUAUAGAAACAUCUAAGGUAUUUGAAGAACUAAGGGCUGGCAACAUCCCAGAUGUAUUUGAUGACAAAGAAAAAAAAUUUCUACAGAAUCUACUCUCGCAUGAACCCAUGAAACGACCUAAAACACCUGACAUACUGCACACUUUGAAGGAGUGGAUGGAUGCUUCAGAGGAAAGAAAACCAAAAACAUGGUAGAGGUCUCAAAGUACCUCACCUUUGAUAUUGAAUUUUUCGGCAUCUACAAUUAUUAAAGACAAUCAAUGCCAUUUACCUUCUGUUUUCAUUUCUCCCUUUUUUCUGUAUUUGUGGAGUGGUUAAAUUCUUUUACUCCAGAAACAUCCUUACAGUUUUUACCUGUAAUGAUGAAAAUGGAAAAUGCCUAAAAUUUUAUUUUUAACCAAUUGAUAAUUCAAUUGAUUUAUAAAUAUUUACCAAGUGUCUACUGUUUCUAGACCAAAAAAAAAAUAGAUCGUAGCAUGUAUUGAAUAGCUAACAAGUCAGCUGGAAAUAUAACAUACUCCAAAGAGAUAGUUAGGUGUGUCAUUUUGGCAAACAGUUUGAUAUCAACUAAAGAAGUUGAAUAUGGACAUUUAAACGGAAGACCAUGAAUUCCAUUCUUGCAUGUAUGCCCGCCAAGAAGGUUCAUAGACCUAUUUCUAAGACCCAAAA